Trichobilharzia szidati is the source of this 3477-nucleotide messenger RNA. The record is from the annotation of a GenBank genome assembly. NCBI's taxonomy places the organism in Eukaryota, Metazoa, Platyhelminthes, Trematoda, Strigeidida, Schistosomatidae.
AUAUCUUCAAAUACUGUUGCGAACAAUCCUUCUGCUCUUCGUUCUUCGUGUCCUCCCAGUGCUGUUCAUUCUCCUACAACUAGACGGAAUGUAACAAUCAUAGAUGGAAUUCCAAACUCUGCACCUUCAAACCUACAACUGUCAACAGCGCGUUCUGCGAUAGGAAAUGUAGGCAAUGUUCCUAAUGUAAUGUCGACUUCGUUGAUUUUACAGCCUAUUAACAACACUGACAGGUAACACUGUUUUCUUCUGAUAUUCUACAUGUUCACCUACAACGCUGUACCUUCUUAAUAAGUUUUGUGCUUAUGCAGACUUACUUUCUAUCUGAAGAAUAUCCAUAGAUUAGGUAGAUUUAAUAUUCUGUUCCCAUACUUGAUCUUUUACUCGAAUAAAGAGUUCCUAUAUUAUCUGGUCUCAUGCAUUCAUUGCCAAGUUCCAUUCAUGAAACUUUACUUAAGAAUAAAGAUACUCAACAGCUACAUAAUUUUUUCAUGCUCUUGGCGAUGAACCACAUCUAUUUAGUAGGUUCGAUAAUAUUACCUCCCUACUCUAGCAUCAAUCUGUACUGAAUUGGCUAAAAUUCAAAUACCUAAACCAAUGAUUUAUAACCCAACAAAAGGCUUAGGUCUAUUGACUCAUCUGAUAACCAUGGUACAUUGAGUAGUCCGUAUAAAUGAUCAUCACACACAGAGUUGUGUGUGAGGUUUUGCAGUCUAUAUCAAUGGUCGUGUUUUAACUUGAAAUUUGAUGAUAUACUCAUUGCUUUUUUAAGCUCGCAGCAUCAUCGCGUCCCAAUUAUUUGAAAAUAUAACAGUACAUUAAGUGUUUUUACAUAAGUUUAAAGUUCAAAAUUGAAGUUUAUUUUGAACAAAGAACAGUAUAUUCUACAGUUUCCUAUUGUCGUGAAAACCGACUUGAAUGUUUUGUUUGUAUUUUUCUUAGCGUAUCAGCUGAAAGUAGGCCCACUAGUCCCACGAGUAAAACAGCCCCCAUAGCUUCUCUAUGUCUAAUGGCCUCUGAACCUGAUGACGUCUUCAAUCGGCUUACCAGUGGAAUGUCAAAUUCGCCAAAUCCUACCAGAGGUUCGAUACGCCCCUUGACGAAAUUAAAUACUCCAAGCUUGAUUUCCGCUAAUAAUACAAAUACGAAUCUAAUUUCGAAUACCAAUACAUCAAAUCAGUCUUACCAUUUGUCUUCCUCUUCGUUAAGUCAAUGUUCAAACACUUUGACUGAUCUUGGUAAUAAUUUGUCUUCCCAAUCUAUAAGUCAGCCAUUGGCUUCAUUUUCCACAUCAUUUACUAUUUCGCAUGCAGCUCACGCAAACGUCAAUGGGUCUCAUAUAUCAUCCAAUAUGAAUACUACAUCGUCAUCAACAGCUCAUUCAUCUUCCCUCUUCCCUGCUCCUAUUGAAUGUACACAUGUAGCUAAGGGACAUUCAAAUGCUGUCCUAGAUGUUGAUGUGUUAAACAGCAUUAUGAUAACCGGUAGUAAAGAUCGUACUGCAAAAAUUUGGGAUUUAAAUACAAUGGAAGAAGUAGACACGUUUCAUGAUCAUCCUAAUAAUGUAACGAAAGUCAGAAUGUGUCAAAGAUCAAAUCUUAUUUUCACGGUUUGCUCGUAUUUCAUUAAAGUUUGGGAUCGCAGAGAUUCACGCAAAUGUAUUCGCACUUUAUUAUCAAGUGGGCUGAGUCAAGAAGGUUCUUUCGAAACAAAAGCUAUGCGUCGUCAAAAUAUUUGUCCACCUGGUGAAACUAAUAUCAUGGAUAUCACACUUGGCGGCCCUAGUACGUCAUUAAGUCACCUAAUGUUUUCAGCUACUGCCAAUUCUGUGAAGUUAUGGGAUUUAAGACGUUUUUAUUGUGUCGGCAAGCUACAUGGUAGUCAUCAAGCGCCUGUAAUGGUGUUAGCUGCCGCUCAAAAUUCACUUUCUCCGACUGAUAUUUCGGAACCCAGACUGACUGUGGUUACUGGUUCAAAAGAUCAUUACAUAAAAGUUUUUGAUGUGUCUUCAAAUGCAUCCGGUCUACUCACACCCAUUUAUGAUUUAGAGCCACCGCAUUAUGAUGGGAUCGAGUCGUUAGUAAUCCAUGAGAAUAUUUUGUUUUCUGGUUCCCGGGACGCUGCAAUCAAAAAGUGGAAUUUAGCCAAGCAAGGCCGCCAGGAUGUAUCACUAGCUCAAGCUCAUAAAGACUGGGUACAAGGUAUGGCUAUUAUAAAAGAUGGGUCAAAGCUUAUCAGUGGUUGUCGUGGUGGUACACUUAAAGUUUGGAAUGUCGAAGAUUGUACUUGUUUGGGAGAAAUCAGCAAUGCACAUGAAGGAGCUAUUAAUUGUGUAAGAACAUACGAAAAUCGUGUGUUCACAGCUGGCAAUGACAAAGAUAUUCGAUUUUGGAGAUUUCUGAGUUAAUUUACAGAGGAUUGUAUUAUUACUAGUACUAUUAUAUUCGUGUAUUUGCAAUAAAUACAAGAAUAAUGCUCCAAACAGAUCAUCUCUGCAAUAUAGUGACUACAAUUCAAUGUUAUAAUUUUUUUAAAUGUCUUGCCAUUUUCUUGAUUUCAAUAUAUUUUUGGAUACAGUGAUUUCUGUGAUACUGAGUGUAUAUGGUAACUUUCUUUGUUUUAGCUACUCUAUCAGAAAUUACUGCUUUCUUUAUCUUGAAUGAUGUCUGAACUUCUAAUAAUCAUUGUCGUCAGUUGCAACACAUUAUAUAUUCGUAAAUAAUUAUUUGUUUCUGAAUAACAUUUUCAGUGUGUAUUUUUUUAUCCUAUAAUAAUGAAUAAUUAUCAGAAUUUCUGAAGCAUUUUGAAACCUAUCGACUGAGUUUUUGCUUGAUUUAAUCCUAACUAAACACACGUAUAUAUUCAUAUUUUCCUCACUCUUUUUACAUUCUUGCCACUCACUAACAAUAACGGUGGUAAUAUCAAUAAUAAUAAUAUAAAAUAAAUGCAUCUUUGGUGUAACAGAAUGUAGAUCCUACUUCCGAGGUUUAGACUCACAAGUAGUUAUUUACCCAUUCUGAAACUAUCCAUUGUACUGUAUAACUGCUAUUGUAAUUCUCCUUAUUUUCUUUUGACUGGAAUUACACAAAUAUUAAAUUUUUACCGGCUUUAUCGUCAUUAUGCUAAAAAUAUAACUUCGGUUACUUGAAUAUUGAACUGAUGAACUAUAGAACGCAAGUUUGCUUAUCGUUAACAUCAUAAAUGAAUAUCUUUAUUUACAUUCUACUGUGCACAUUAUUUCUUAGUUCUGAGUAUUUAUGUUCCUUCUCUUGCUGUAUAUGGUUCAUUUAACGGCUUUUUCUCCUCUCACUAUAUCUUAUAUGUGCAUGCUUAUUUCCUUGCUAAAUCUCAUAUCAUUUCAUUCUUAACCUGUCCAUACAGUUCCUUGUGUGACAUAAUAUAUUCAUCAAUAAUGAAGUAUUACUACCGUUUUUGUGAAUUUGUUUUUAGUGUAUUUAUUUAUCGAUACACAAAGUU